Molecule: messenger RNA, 1779 nt
Organism: Sitophilus oryzae (rice weevil)
Lineage: Eukaryota; Metazoa; Arthropoda; Insecta; Coleoptera; Curculionidae
Exons: 1
Coding region: 1-1779 (592 amino acids)
Source: RefSeq, a predicted model, not a curated record
AUGGUAAAUGACAGAUUUUCUAGUAUUGUGGAAGAAAAUUUAACCAUUCUUAACAAAUAUUUUCAGAAUUCGAAAUAUUUAGAAUUGAAUAUUUUAAACCAGGAAGAAGCUAGUGAGUUUUUAGAUUAUUUUAUAAAAACCAGUUUUGUCAGGACAACAUCUAUCAUUUUUAACACAAAGAAGUCUCAAGAAAAUCUGCCACCAAACGUAAUUUUUCGAUCUCCUCAUCAGGCAGCUAAAACCAAUAUUAUUGUGGGAAAUACACUUGAAAUAUUGGAACAAUACUUCGAAAAUCAUGAAGGUGAAAUAUUACAGCACCGUCGGUGUUUGUAUAUUUUGAUUUUACUGUCAUAUAAACAAGAACGCUUUGUAAGUUCACUUUUAAGAAAAUUAUGGGUAGAAAAAAGAAUAUUAAACGCCAUACUGUACAUUCCUUGCGAAAAAAACUUUAUGUAUAUUUACAGACCUUUUGAAGUAAGAAAUAAUCAAUAUGGUGUUAUUGAAAAAAGCGAUUGUGUUGGAGUAAGAAAAAGUCCACUUUUAGUACUAAAUAAUGUAAAGAAUUUAAAUGGAUUUCCUCUAAAAGUCUCUAUAUUUUCAAGGGGAAUAACUGCUUUACUCGAAACACCAAAAUGUUUAAAAAAUUACAGAAUUUACGAUAAAAUUCCUUACACCAGUGGAAUGUACGGAUUUGAUGGAGUCCUAACAUCUGAGAUAUCUCUAGCUUUGAAUUUUACAGUAUCAAAAAUUGAGGGCUUUAACGAAUUUGGUGUUGUCUAUAAUAAAUCAAGUGCCACAGGAACAGCUGGUCAAAUACUAAGAAACGAAGCUGACCUUCAGGGGAACCCCCGGUUUGUUACUUGGAGUUCCUUACUGAAUUUCGUUGAGUAUACCGAAUAUUUUGCUUAUGACCAACUCUGUGUUGUCGUAUCCAAGUCAGUAUCCAUUCCUAAAUGGAUAGGGCCUUUUAUUAAUAUAAAAUCUUCAGUCUGGAUCGGACUUUUAAUGAUUCUGAUCGUUUCAACUUUGUUUAAUCAUAUUUUAACACCCCCAUCACAAAGAAAGCUUAUGAACAGUUGGAUAGAAGUAUUUGGAGUUUCUAUAUCACAAUGUUUACCAAGAUUCACUAAGAAAACCAGAAUUUUCUCAAUAAUUGUUUUGUUUGGUAGUAUCAACAUUUCAAGCUUAUUUAACGCAACGAUGUAUAAAGCUUACACGAUAGAAUCAUACUAUCCAGAUAUAAAAACUCUGGAAGAGCUGGAUCGAAGCAAUCUGGAGAUCAAAGGGUCUUUGAAACCUUUUGCCAAUAGUUUUUACGAAAUAUACCAGAGCCUGGAUAGGAAAACAUCUUCGAAUUAUCGUGGCUCGGCUUUAGAUUCAGUGGUACGUUCUGGAAAACGUUUUGCAGCUUUCGAAAGGUACCAUGACGCUAAUAUUCUGUUAAGAUCGAAGUACGUUAACAAGGAUGGUACUCCUAUGCUUCAUCUCAUUCCAGAAUGUCCAGUUUAUUAUUAUCUUUCUUUGAUAGUGCCGAAAAGUUCUCCAUUUUUGGCAGAAAUUAAUUUGGUGAUAACUAGAUUGAGAGAAGGUGGUUUUAAUAUAAAGUGGUACAACGAUUUUGCAGAUGCCCUGGUUUAUGAGAAAUUAAUUAACGUUAGUACUAAAGAGAAUCAUUUGAAAGCCUUGAAUAUUUCUGAUAUUCAAAUAUCGAUAUACAUCUUGUUUGUUGGAUAUUUUGUUUCAUUGUUAGUUUUGUGUGGGGAGAUACUAAUGUUUUAA